Podospora anserina S mat+ is the source of this 159-nucleotide messenger RNA. RefSeq lists its product as uncharacterized. The record is from RefSeq and is a predicted model, not a curated record. The transcript has a single exon. Lineage: Eukaryota; Fungi; Ascomycota; Sordariomycetes; Sordariales; Podosporaceae. The annotation marks the transcript as partial.
CUGAGGGAGGAGUUGAAGGUGCGACAAGUAAAAUUAAGGAAGAGCAUGAGGGUGUGGGACCGGAUGGAGAGGGAGAGUAAGGGGUGCGAGUUGAAGAGUGAGCUGAGUGAGAGGAGUUUGAGGGGGCUGAGUGGGGAGGGGCAGGGAGGUGCGUUUUAG